This is a messenger RNA of Candida albicans SC5314, 2187 nucleotides long. RefSeq lists its product as uncharacterized. Lineage: Eukaryota; Fungi; Ascomycota; Pichiomycetes; Serinales; Debaryomycetaceae. The transcript has a single exon. Gene Ontology annotation, molecular function: FAD binding. Bases 1 to 2187 code for a protein of 728 amino acids. The record is from RefSeq and is a predicted model, not a curated record.
AUGACAGUUAAACAUUCUGAAACUGAUGUAUUAAUCAUUGGUGCUGGUCCAGCCGGAUUAAUGUGUGCUACAUGGUUAUCAAGAUGUGGCAUUCCAUUUCGAAUCAUUGAUAAACGUUCAAAUGAAAUUUUCACUGGUCAAGCUGAUGGAUUACAAUGUCGUUCAUUAGAAAUUUUCCAAUCAUUUUCCGAACUGAGUUUUGAUUUUGCUAGUUUAAAUCAAAGUUGGAAAAUGGCUAAUCAUAUGAUUGAAAUGUGUUUUUGGUCACCUAAUUCUAAUGGACAAUUGGAAAGAAAUUCUCGUGUUGCUGAUACUAUCCCCGGGAUUUCAAGAUUUACUCAAUCAGUGAUUCAUCAAGGUAAUAUUGAAAAAUGGUUUGUUGAUUCUAUUGAUUAUUUUUCAGAAGGGAAAAUUCAAAUUGAAAGACCACUCUUGCCAGUUUCAAUCAACGUCAAAGAAGAAAAUGAGGGUAAGUCCAAUAUUGAUGAUUAUCCUGUUGAAGUGAAAGUUGUCAAGGUAUCAUCGGAAGAAGCCAGACCAGAACAGUAUGGUAAUAAAAACGUUGCUAAUGGACUUUUCCGUCAAUUUGAUGGUGAUCAAGAUAAAUCUUAUAAAGAAAAACCUGCCAGUGAAGAAGAAGAAGAUGGAGAGGUUGAAGAAGAAGAUUGUGAAAUCAUUCAUACAAAAUAUGUUGUUGGUUGUGAUGGUGCUCAUAGUUGGGUUAGAAAACAAUUAGAUAUUGAUAUGGAAGGAGAACAAACUGAUUUUGUUUGGGGGGUUUUAGAUAUGGUUCCAAUUACUAAUUUCCCAGAUAUUAGAAAUCGUUGUGCUAUUCAUCUGAAAGAUUCUGGAUCCGUUAUGGUUAUCCCACGUGAAAAUGAUUUAGUUCGGUUUUAUAUUCAAUUAAAAGAAGUUGAAAGAGAUCCUGCCACUAAAACUGAUAAUAAAAAAUUUACUGGGAAUGUGGAUGAUACUCAAGCCAAAACUAAAGGUAGAAUCGAUCGUUCCAAAAUCACUCCUGAAUUAAUUCUUAAACAAGCUCAAAAGAUUUUUGAACCUUAUACCCUUGAAAUGACUGAUUUAAGUUGGUAUACGGGUUAUCAAAUUGGACAAAGAGUUAGUCCCCAAUUUUCAAAAUUUAAUAAUCGUGUUUUCAUUGCUGGUGAUGCUUGUCAUACUCAUUCUCCUAAAGCUGGCCAAGGAAUGAAUGUUUCUAUGCAAGAUACUUAUAAUCUUGGAUUCAAAUUGGCUUUGGUUUGUAAAGGAUUAGCCAAGCAAGAAAUAUUAUCUACUUAUCAACUGGAAAGAUUAAAAGUUGCUCGUGAUUUGAUUGCUUUUGAUCAUAAAUUAUCUCGUUUGUUUAGUGGUAAACCAAUGAUUCCUAAUUCUGAUAUUUUAGAUGGGGUUGAUAUGGAUGAAUUCCAUCAAGUUUAUCUUGAAGGUAAUAAAUUUGCUUCAGGAACAAUUGUUGAUUAUGAGGAUUCAUUAUUGAUCAAUAAACUGAAACUGAAACAGGAUAAGAAUGAUGAUGGUGAUGGUGAUGGUUUGAUGGUUAUGAAUAAAUUGGCCCCCAAAAUCCCUAUUGGUCGAAGAUUAUAUAGUGUCAAAAUGAUUAGUCAAGCCGAUGGUAGACCAAUUCAUAUUGCUGAUCGUCUUUCAUCUGAUGGUAGAUUUAGAGUAUUAAUUUUCCCAGGAGAUAUUAAACAAUAUCCUAACAAUUUAGAAAUUUUACAUUCAUUUCAAGAUUUAUUAGAUGAUUCCAAAAAUUUUUUGAAAAAAUUUACUCCGUUAAAUGCUUUCCAAGAUUCAGUUAUUGAUAUAAUUACUAUUCAUAAUAAUAAUCGUCAUGAAGUUGAAAUUUUUGAUUUCCCAAAUUUCACUCAUCCAUUAGAUUAUAAACAUCGUUGUGAUUAUUGGAAAUUAUAUUCUGGUAAAGGUGAUACUUAUCAUGAAGGUAAAAUCAAUAUGUAUGAUGAUUAUGGUAUUGAUCCUAAACAUGGAGUAAUUCUUGUUAUUAGACCAGAUUCUCAUGUGGCUAAAGUGGUUCCAUUUUCAAUUGAUGGAUUGAAACAAGUUGAUGAAUAUUUCAAGAAAUUUAUGAUUGAUCAAUCUAAUAAUGUUUUAGCUUCUAAACCAAUUGAUUAUGAUGAUUCCAAAAGAUUUAUUCAACCAAGAUUAGCCGUAUAA